Molecule: messenger RNA, 1098 nt
Organism: Ogataea angusta
Lineage: Eukaryota; Fungi; Ascomycota; Pichiomycetes; Pichiales; Pichiaceae
Exons: 2
Coding region: 1-1098 (365 amino acids)
Biological process (GO): CENP-A containing chromatin assembly; chromosome segregation
Source: RefSeq, a predicted model, not a curated record
AUGGUGGCCAAGGAGCUCGCUAAACUCAACACGGACUCGCUGUUCAAUCUGGUGGAACUGUGGCUCAAAAUGAGCGCGACUCAGCCGAAAUUGUCCAAAGAUCAAAGAGCUCAGGGACUCACCCAAAAACAGCUCCUCGAGUACUGCAACGAUACCCUCAAGGCGCUGAAAGACCAGAAGGCGCCCAAAAGAAAACUGAUUGACCGUCUUCUGGUGGAUUACUACCCGUCAGGCCUAAAUGCUCUGCAAUUGGCACAGAUAGACAUACAAAUGAUGGUUGACAAACCAAACAAUUACAGCUGGGUCUCGUCCACAGCCAAAAUCGUGAAAAGAAAAGAUGACGACGACACAAACAGCGUUCUCGAGGACUUCAUCUUCUCGCUAGACUCGCAGGCGUUUCUCGACCGUCUUAUCACCAAUUUGUCAAACCUUUAUCUAACGCAUAUCUAUAUCUCCAGACACCCGAAUUUCCCUCUUAUUCUGAUCAGAAUCCAGAUGUACGAGUAUGUCCAUUUCAAAAAGACGCGGACCGCCAACCCUGCCGUCGCAAACAAGAACCAGCCUGAUAUUCUCUCUCGAACGCCGUACUACCUGGCUAUUCCAAUGAGCUCGCCUAAUCUGAUCCACUCGGCCGCCAACGAGGAGGAUCUUGUUUCCAAAAUCAUCCUUCAGCCGUCCACAUCCUCAAAGGUGUUUCACGAUUUGGCCAGUCGCUUGCUAGCUGGACGCCUUAUGCCGAUGGAACAGUGGAUAUCAACCCUUUGGGAGCAACAGAAGACCAUCUCAGCGUCAACCCAUCGAAACUGGCCAUGGGGGAAGACAAGAAGAGUCUUGUUGCAUCUCUCAAGUUCAAAGGAUCAACAGCACUCGUCCAAUCAGAAACCCUGUACGAGACCAACAAGCCACCACCGAAAACUCGCAAGCUCAACGACGAGCAACCAGCACAGUCGAAAUACGCCUCUUUGGUCCCCGUUCAGUACGGAGAGUAUAUUCUUGAGGACACACUUCCAGGGGCGCUGGAAGCUCCUAAAAUCAAGCUCCGACUCCUUGGCAACGAUAUCUUUGCAGGCCUGCACCAGUUGGCUGUUGACGGCAUAA